AUGUCGGCCGAGGCGUCUCCGCCCCCAUCCUCUGUGGUCGAGGAGCAGUCAGCUGCGACGGAUGGGGAUAUGCGUCCAGGGAUUGAGAUCGAGGGGAAGGAGGCCGAUCAUCAGCUUCAGUCUGCGGCCGACGCUGCUGGAAUUACGCUCAACAAUGUCGUCCUUCGUUCCGGCAUCCGAUCCGUCGGGUUUUCCCGCACAGCCGCAUAUCGAAUGACGGCACUGCACGUGGCUGCGGCAACGGGUGAGGCAGAGAGAUUGUUCAAUGCCUAUGCACAAAACGGCGGCUUCUCUGCCCACACUUGUAAUUACCAAGAUGCAGCUGGCCGCACGCCUCUACAUUUUGCCGCUGCCACCGGCAAUCGCACCAGCGUUGAAGCCCUCCUCGAACACGGCGGUAACUCCAAUGCCCAAGAUGCUGAUGGCAAGAAUGUGGGCAUGUGGGCAGCCUUUUACGGCCACCACAAGGUGCUGGCACUUCUCCUGGCAGCAGGCCUCGAGCUGGGUCACCGUGACUUGGCCGGGCGCUCCAUCUUACAUUGGGCGGCGCUGGCCAACAGCCCCAAGGCCUUGGAUUUUCUUUGCAAGCAGUGCACAAUGCGUCAUCUUGACAUCAAUCCUGCUGACCUUGAGCAGCUCACACCGCUGCACUGGGUGUGUCAUCUGGGCUUCAACAAACACGUGGCCAUCCUGCUCAAGGCCAAGGCCGAUGUCUGCUGCUUGGACGUAGAGCAACGGAAUCCCUUGCAUUGGACUGCUUCCAACCAGGACGCCAGUGUCACCAAGCCCACGGUACGCAGUCUUUUGCUGGCCCUAAGGCUCACAAAACAUUUGAAAUGCAUUGUUGAAAGCACCGCUACUCACGCUGUUGCUCCGGCCGGAGCAGAAUCGCCUCUCUGCGUGGCCGCCUUGCUGAAGACCUCGAUCAACGUGAACAAAGUUGACAGUGAUGGACGUUCCCUACUUCAUCUGCUCGCUUACCGCAAUGAUGCGGAGACCAUCGCAGCGCUCAAGCUGGCCAAGGUCGACCCAAACGUGAUUGAUGCUGCCCAACAGACGGCUCUGAUGCUGGCUGUCGAAAACAACCACCUCGCUGCAGCACGAGAGCUUUUGGCAGCCGGCGCCAACCCUGUACUUGGUGACGCCGAGGGACGCAUUCCCCUGAGUGUUGCCGUCAUUCAAGGCUACGAGGAACUGGCGGCGCUUAUUCUGUCCCAAAUGCAGCAAGAGAACCUUUUGCUGGCCGACUCCCGCGGCGAAACGUUUCAGUUGCACGUUGGCCUCAACGUGCACGGCUCUCUCACGUUGACGUUGCUUAACGGGCGCCAUCGUGUACAGGAAAACGCUGCCAGCACCACAAUUCAACGUUUUGUUCGAGGAUUCUUGGUGCGGCGGCAGAUGGAUCGAGGGCGUGCCAGUGAUCAGGAAUCGGCCGAGCUGCAGCGAAUCAAGGCGGAGUUGAGUCGGGCGCGUGCGCAAGCUGCAGCCGCGGAACGGGCUCGCGCCUCGGAGGCCAAACAGCGGCAGGAAUUGGAGGAAGAAACGGAGCGCCUACGCUUGCAGCAACAAAAACUGGAGCAGCGACAGUUGCGGCGGCCUGGCAGGCGUCGUUCCUCCCGCAAUGCAGACAAGUCUAGCUCUGGCACGCGAUCUUCGGAACAUGAAAAAGUUCCGACCCGCAAUCCACAGGCAUCGGCGGCUCCCCUUGCCAAUGAUGAAUCAACCCACGAGACUGUUUUGCAAAACGGCGAAAGCCAAUCCCAGAUUGAGCCGGCAGGCGGAAUCGACAGCCAAUCUGCAACAAUUCCAGCGACCAGCUGCCGAUCAUCACGGCAGAGCACAGGUAACACCGGGCAUUCCUCUUCAAAAUCUCGCCACAGCACAUCAGAGGUCACACGGUUAUCAAGCAACGCGCCAAGAGCCAGCGGUGGCACCGCGCCACCGCGCGUGUCCUGGGCAUUGGAAAAGGAGGAGGACAAGCAGCCCGCCCAAGGGCGCAGCAAGACGACGAAUGCGCUCACAGAAAUGGACUGUGAAGGUGCGGUGAGCUCGGGACAGCACGAUGAUACCGACGAAGACGCGUGCUCGGGAUCGGAUUCCGAGGAUGGCGCUCUGUUGGUGUUGAAUGCCAGCGUUCAACGGGCGCGAAUCGUCAAAUCCGAACAACAGCGCGUGGCACAAGUCCGGGCAAAGGUGCAAGCUGCCAUUCGUAUCCAGCGCUUUUGGCGGCGACACCGUGGUCGAACUUGGCGCGGGCGACCUGUCUGCCGGGCUUUGCCCCCGUCUAGCCAGCUGCAGGGCCAAGGUUCUCGUCGAGGGCGCCGCUCUCAAGGCGUUCAGCGUGGAAAUGGAAGGACUCUUGGCUCACAGCGACGACGCAGCUUUCACAAAACAGCAGCCAGCUCUCGCGGUGCGGCUCUUGGACAUGUCCGACCACAACUGCGGUCAUGUGCUUCGACCUUUCCCGCGGAGAAUUCGUAUGGGCCAGAAGAACAGCGUCGUCGACUCUUGGCUGUGCUGACAAUCCAGCUAUGGUUUCGUAAGCAGUUGGCCCGUCGCCACGCCCAACGCCAACGAUCAUUGAGCGCGCAAAUUCGUGACAUGUCGUUGGUGCGCAAACAUCAAAAGUGUCGUGUCAAAGCAGUUUAUGGGGCACGGACUGAGCGCGCCAAACCGUUCUUACCCUCCCGACCCCGUUCACUGCACUCGCACCGGCUCAUGCCUACACCGGCUCCACUGGAUGUUUCGUUUUUCAGUGCGGCUCGAAGUUACUCCCAGCGGACACCUCGCCGAGGUCGACACCCCGUGCAAGGUGACCAUCCCGUGUUUCGCUCGAACAAUCACAGUCGCUCCAGCACUUCGCGCCAGGUGCACCUGCCUCUCGCCCAAGCCGCGCAAGUUUGGCGGGGCUUGGUGAUCUUCAGUACCGCUGAAUCUCAAGCGCUGCAACUCGCGGCACGUUGGGCCGAUGCCAAGCUGAAGGCGCGCCUGGAUGAGCUGGGCGUUCAAUGGCUCUCAGUUGAAGAUCUACCACAACUGCCAAACGAACUCUCGCCUCUCUUGAGCCGCGUGCGCUGGGUGGUCCAGGGGCCUUUUAACAACACGGUGGUUAUCGCUGUAGAGUCGAGUAAUCCCCUGCAUGAGCGGGCUCUGCAACCACAAGGGGACCGGGCACUCUUGCGGGCUAUGCGUGCCGUCACCGUUGACUGUGCCCCUGGCACGGCGCCCAAAAUUGCUGCCUUUUAUGCGCACUUUUUUGCCGCCAAGACGCGGCUCUACAACGAGGGCAGUGUGGCUGGGUGCAGCGUGGCUCUUGGCGCUGACCCACACGAACAGGAGCUUGUGUUUGUGGAGCGAAGCGAGCCUCUCCAGGCUUAUGAUGGUCAUCACUUUGCGCUUUAUUUGAACUCUCGAGUUGCCUUUGCGGCAGCGUUCAGCCGGCUGCAGGCUGCAGGUCUCGUGUGGGUCAAUCCGCGCUUCCAGGACUGCGUGACAACCCUUGCAGCCGCCGAAGCCGAGGGCCAGUUUCGAAUUUUGAAUCUGGUUGACCCGGCUGAGCCCUCGCACAUCCUAUUCACUUUGGAGCAUGAGGUGCGAGGUCCCCAGCACAAGGACUGUCCCCUGCAGCUCCCAGCCCCUGAGUCCACGGAACCUUGA
Molecule: messenger RNA, 3657 nt
Organism: Monosiga brevicollis MX1
Lineage: Eukaryota; Choanoflagellata; Craspedida; Salpingoecidae
Exons: 8
Coding region: 1-3657 (1218 amino acids)
Molecular function (GO): protein binding
Source: RefSeq, a predicted model, not a curated record